GAGCGUUUCCCCGUGCGGAGCAUGAGCGCGGCGGGCGGCGGCAGCUCCGGGAGCCCGGGGGCAGCGCUGCUGCUGGCGCUGCUGCUGGCGCUGCCCGCAGCCCUGAGCGGCUGUAGCUGCGCCCCCGCGCACCCGCAGCAGCUGCUGUGCGAUGCUGCCCUCGUGAUCAGAGCAAAAAUAUCCAGUGAAAAGGUGGUUCCUGCCAGCGAUGAUCCCCUUGAUACCCACAAAAUGAUCCGGUAUGAAAUCAAACAAAUAAAGAUGUUUAAAGGAUUUGAAAAGCUCAAGGAUGUCCAAUACGUCUACACCCCUUUUGAUUCAUCACUCUGUGGAGUGAAGCUAGAAGCCAACAACAAAAAACAGUAUCUUCUAACAGGCCAAAUUUUAAGUGAUGGCAAAGUGCUGAUCCACUUGUGCAACUACAUUGAGCCGUGGGAUGAUUUAUCCUUGUCUCAGAAGAAGAGCCUGAACCAGAGGUACCAGAUGGGCUGUGGCUGCAAGAUCACCACGUGCUACAUGGUGCCCUGUUCCAUCACGGCCCCCAACGAGUGCCUGUGGACAGACUGGCUGAUCGAGAGGAGGCUCUAUGGGCACCAGGCCCGCCACUACGCCUGCAUCAAGAGGAGUGAUGGCACCUGCAGCUGGUACCGAGGGGGGCCUCCCCCCGAGAAGGAAUUCAUCGACAUCAGCGAGCCCUGAAGCGCUCUCCGGCCCUGCAAACGCGACCCUGGGGGGCUCAUUCCGCCCAGCGGCUCUGAGCUGCCGUGGUCUCGCCUAUCUUGCUUAGAAACAAACACCAGUUGUCCCCAAAGAGUCGGGGGGUUGGCGCUGGUGCAGGACGAGGGACAAACCUCCUGCUCUGCUCUGCUGUGCUUUGCACAGAGGGCUGGCACUGUCCUCCAAGUUCCCUUUUUGCCAAUAUGAAUGUACGAGAACAAAAGAGUUGCCAGAAUUUUGCCCCACCCCCCCAAAAUUUGAUAACCUGCAGAUUAAGAGCUCCCCGUGUUUUAUUCCAAAUCUUUCCGAUGAACUGCGGAAUGUUUUAUAGAACUGUUUCUUGGGGUUUUUUUCUGUAUGAAAGUCUUGGAUACGAAAGAAUUAUUGUACAGUGUAUAUGUAAAGUAUUAUAACAAUGUGCUAUUAAAAAAAAAAAAAGGAUUCAUAAAUAUCUCCUUAUCUGUCAAAACGAGUUGAACACUUCUGUGAUUAAAACAAUCUGUGCUCCACAUUUUGUAUGCUCCUUAUGUCACAGCUUCCUUUACCCACAGAGUUGUAACUUCCAUCGAUAGAUAAAUUAAGAAACAGCUUUGAUAAUCAAAACCCCCUUCCCAAGUCAGCAUUCCUAUGGACUAACCAGAGCUUGCUGAAGGAAAAGCCAGAUUUUUAAGCAUUAAUCCAUGGAUUUUAGCAUUCCAUGGAAUAAGUUCCAAACUCAAAUGAUGACAGGCUCAAAGUGCUCAGAACUACAAAAACCAUGUCCAUCCUCAGGGCAGCUGCAGCCCUUAACACCUCCCUAAAUACAUGACCAGGUAUUUGUACCCCAGCACUGUUCAAACUUUAGAAACUCAUGUGAAAGUACAUGCAAUAAAUAUUGCCUAGCUUACACUGCAAUGAUUUCUGGAAGCUCCCAGAUUUUUGACCCUGUAUAAAAGGAUUGAAUUAGUUUUAUUCACGAGCACCCACCAUACUCUGUCAGUGAAUUUGGCUACCUGUGAACUCAAACUAGAGAAGGGUUACAACACAUUUUGCCUGUAACUUUUUUCGUGUCUUAACUUUCCCAAAUUGGUGACUGGAGUUAGUAACUAAUCCCUCACACACGUUUUUAAGUAUAUAAAAGUAACUCAAUUCACAGUGGUGAAACUUUGGGAAGUGUAAAUGCCAAAGUUCAGACUAUUUGUGCCCCACAAGAAAGGGGGAGAGCCCUUGGGCAGGAUGGGAAUCUCCAGUAGCUGCCCUUUUUGACAGACUUUACUACCUACAGGAUAGGAUAUGCUCUUCUGAGAAAAAAAGAUUUCUUUUCUCUGCAAUUAAGUUUAUGCAUUUCCAGUGAAAUGCAAAUGGUGCAAGGCCAACAGGAAAACAUGUCACUAUUACUUCGAGGAAUAUGUGUCCCGUAAUAAAUAAAAGCCAAUGUUUCACUUUUGAUCUACUGUAAAUCAGUCUAGCUGACAUCUAACAAGCCCAGCUUGUUUUCUGCUUUACUCAAAUCAAAAAUUUCCUAACACUAACGCUUUGGAGCAUAGACUUACAUAAAUGAAACAAAAAGAAUGAGAAACUACUUUUCUUCCAAAAAAUAAUUGAUAUUGCAGUGACGGUAUUGGCAGAGCUAUUUACUGACAGUGCUGUACAUUUCUAUUAUGAAUUUUCAGAAAGAUUCGAAGCCAGGCCUUAUUUCCUCAUAUCAGGUCAAACCAAUUGCUAGAGAAGCCCACAGAGCUUAAUAACCACAAAGGUUAAUAUUCAGUGGUUAAUAAAUAUUCAGUACCAGUUCUGUAGCAUUUGUCUCCAAAUCCAUUUUGAUGGGAUGGUGCCUUUUGGAUAACACUCUGCAGCAAGCAGAUGUUUUCUGCUUUUUAACUCACCAGAGCUCUGUUCCUAUUUCAGUUUUAAAGUAAUUAGACCUUAAACUCAGCUCACCCAGCCCAGAUUGCCUUCUCUGUCCACUUUGCACAAAAAAACGCUUUCUCUGAUAUUUAGAAAUAAUAAAUUAUUAUUUCUAACUAUCUGUUCUGGACAGACUGUAGUGCAAAUUAGUUUUAAAAACAUUUUCUAUUCGUCCUGCUAUAAAAUAUCCCACACAAGAUGCUUCACAAUUAAGGUCUGUCUACUUUGAUUUCUGGCUGAGCAGAAAUCUGCCCAAACUUCCCACAAGGGAUGGUACAAAGAUUAUAUUUAUUUCUUUUUUUCCUCAUAUCAAUAAAUGUGGCAACAAGAGCUUUACAAAACCCCAGCUCAGAAUGAGAUUUUAUUUUCCCUGAGGAAGAUUCUCAAAGGGCUUGACUACAACAUGGCAUUCUGAAUAUGUUAUUUCAAUAUCAGCAUUUUUACUGUAGUUCAUUGAUACCUUAUCAACAGCAGAUUAUUUUCACAACAUUUUCUUUUUACUUCUUGAAACCGUGCUUGUGUUACAUGAGAGGGUAGAGCAGAAAUACAGCCUGGCACAAAUUUGACUUUAAUUUGAAAAUGGUUCACAUGACUUUUGAUAAGAGUAGGGAAAACAAGAGAAGAGGGAGACUGUAUAGGUGAACAGGGGGAAAAAAAAUCCACCACCUGGAAUAUUGCUGGUGUUUCCUCAACAUUCCAGUUAAGUUUUAAUUAAAUUGUUCAGCAAUUACGUUGAAAAAGUCCUGUUGUUUUUGCAAAGAACAGAAGAGGUGGGAAUGCAGUGAAAUAAAGGGAACUAAUUACUGAGGGAAAGGCUGUAGAUAUGACUCAACCAGCAAUGAGUUCAAAAGCCUCACAGUGUUUUUUGUAAUCAGUCUGGGAUGAAUGUUUCUGUUUCAAAAAGUGUUUCAUUAA
This is a messenger RNA of Pseudopodoces humilis (Tibetan ground-tit), 3519 nucleotides long. It is a transcript of the gene TIMP4, whose product is annotated as TIMP metallopeptidase inhibitor 4. NCBI's taxonomy places the organism in Eukaryota, Metazoa, Chordata, Aves, Passeriformes, Paridae. Gene Ontology annotation, biological process: response to cytokine; negative regulation of endopeptidase activity; negative regulation of membrane protein ectodomain proteolysis. Gene Ontology annotation, cellular component: membrane; extracellular matrix. Gene Ontology annotation, molecular function: protease binding; thyroid-stimulating hormone receptor activity; metalloendopeptidase inhibitor activity. The record is from RefSeq and is a predicted model, not a curated record.